Molecule: messenger RNA, 744 nt
Organism: Sclerotinia borealis F-4128
Lineage: Eukaryota; Fungi; Ascomycota; Leotiomycetes; Helotiales; Sclerotiniaceae
Source: the annotation of a GenBank genome assembly
AUGCAAUUAAUCCCAACCCUCACACUUCUCUUGAUCGCCGGCUUCAAGCUUAGCUCAGCCCUCGUCGUAUCUCCAGAAUCAUACGAUUAUGAUUCUUUGGAAUCCAGCCACACUCAUACUGAUAAGAUUCGCUCAUUGAAAGGUAUUCAGAAAAUUCUCAAAAAAGCAGAUAUCAUUCAUGAUGUGCUCGAUCCCUUCAUCCCCUCCUGUUAUCUCGCCCCCUCUUACUCCCUUUCCUCUACACAAAAAGAUGUCAAAUUGGGAAACACAAUCAAGCCUGCAAAAACACAAGAAGCACCUUCGAUCAAAAUAUUCUGUCCGGGGAAAAUGACAGUUUCGGGUGGUCUAACCAUUAUUCUAACGGAUCCCGAUGCGCCGUCGAGGGGUAAUAAUAGUCUGUCUGAAAUGUGCCACUGGAUUGCCCGGGUACCGGAGGUCGUGAUUGGAAAACUGGGUAUAAUCGCUGAUCUUAAUGCCACGGAUUUGGUGUCAGUAGUUGAUUAUAAAGCCCCAGCGCCCCCAAAGGGAACAGGGAAACAUCGAUAUGUAUUUGUACUAUUGGAGGGCGCGAAUGAUGAUCUCAAGACGCCGGAGGAGAGGAAACAUUGGGGGUUUGAAGAGCCGGGGAGUGGGGUGAGGGAGUGGGCGGAGAGGGAAGGUUUGUCGGUUGUGGGGGCGAAUUUUCACUAUGAGAAGUUUCAUGCGGAGAAGGAGAGUACGUUUGAGGCGCAGUUCUGGUAUUGA